AUGCCUCAAACACGUUCUGGGGUGCGGAAGGCCCAGAAUACAGUAUUGUCUUUACCGCCUCCGGAGAUGAAGAAGAAGCGGAAGAAGAAAACGGCUCCACUUGUUAGUUCGGCACAGUCAGCGUGUGAUGCAGGAGCGCCGCUUGCUCAAUCUGAAGUUGAAGCUCGGGCGGCAUCGCUGACCGAAGGAACGGUUGAGUUGCCAAAGGAAGCCCCAAAACCGACGCGAAAUCAGAGGACGGCUAAAGUUGCAAAAACCGGCAAGAAGGGCAAGACGAAGAUUGUACCGGCCAACGAAACGGCAAGCAUCGACCAUGACGCAGCUGACGGGUUGGUAAACAUGGCGACAUCGGAUGCGCCUGUAUCACCGGUCACUUCGUCGUUAUCCUCGGUGCAUAGCAGGAUUGGCUCUCCCGCAUUGGUCAACACUGUCGUGCCCCCGAUGUCAAUCGCCGAAACUCCCUCCGCCGUGGCGCAGCUGCCAAAUGCGACAAACAGCAUGGCGCACCGUUCGACAUCUCUAGAAAGUCCACAGGGCUCUGUUGUGAUACCCUCAGCUGCUGCCUCUGUCGCCAAUCACGAGGGGAAUUCAUCUGAAUGUUUGCCCCCGGAUGCUUCUUCAUCGGCUGGGGAAACGUCGCAUGCACAGGAUGCAUUAACUUCGUUUAUGGCAUCGAUGAUCUCGGCGGAGGCUAGCGUACAAAAGGAGCGUACCGCAGCGGCAGAAUUAUACCGUUUUCCCGCGAUUGCGCCUUGGAAAUCUACGCUGCUAGCCCCACCAAUCCAGACCACGCAAGGUGCAGGACUGGGUACAACCGAGCCUAGAUCCACGAGCAAGGAAGCCGCCGUUGCAUCUUAUACUUUCCCCGAUCCCUUCCCAUUGACAACCGGUGCUCACGUUGUGCACAGCGCUCAGCCGCCCGCUCCCCAGAGUUCGAUUAUCCCGAGUGUAUCGCAUGGCAUCCCGACCGAUCCAGACGCCAACCAAAACGGUCGGGACGGGGAAGAUGACGCACAACAUCUUGACUGCUCUCCAGCGCAGGCGCCUGAUUGCGCCACCUUUUUGGAGCUCGACAAAGAUGAGGACUGGGAAGACCUCGAUUCUGACAACGUCGAGGAGGACGGCUCUGGUCCUUCCAUCGGUGACGAUCCACUCAGCCCAGACUCUCCAAACCGUCCCGGGGCAAUCAGCGCGGAGGCCAAAGCAAAACUCGAUAAUUUUAUCAAGUACGCGGAUAAGUUCAAAUUACAGCUCGCGAAGGAGACGGGCAAGUCACUGGAUGUCAUUGCGAAGUGGAUUGGCCGGCCGCCGCUAAUAUCGUCUCGCGCGGAGAACCGGUGGCAGGUAUGGCAAGCGUGGUAUGCCGCACAUCAUCCACAGAUCAAGGCUACCGAUGGUUCAGCCGUAGCGGAGGACUCGGAGACGUUUGCGCGUCGCAAGAGGAGCGCAUACUAUGCACGUCUUGCUGGUCACAAGACUUGGCAAGAGAAGAAGGCCGCCAUGCAAGACUGCUACGACUGGUGGCAUACGAAACGCCAGGAAUUCUUGGACAAUCUUGUCGGGACGGGGAAAACUAGCAACUUAGUCACGGUUGCCGCUCGUCAGGUUGGCGCUAUGUCGGAGCAUUGGCAUUCACAGAGCGGACUCCAUAUCUUCGGCAUCAUAAUUGACACCGCCGGCGGGAAUUACAUCAUGACGGGAGGUUCCCCGCUCUGGCCGCGGCUCAAGGCAAGGUUUCCCAAGAAUCUGCACAAGUAUAUAAUGGAAUGCAGAGCCCUCGCUACAAUCUUGGAACAAAAUGAGGAUGGCUCACCUGCUGUCUCCGACGAACAACUACAAGGUCUCAUACCUAUGGACAAAUCAGACGGUCCUGAAGAUGAUGUUCCUGAAUUGGUCCUCCCGGACGACAACGGCAACGGCAACGGCAACGGCAACGGCAACGACAAUGACGACGACGACGACGACGAGACCAACGAGCUCUCCGCCGAUGGCGUGCUUGACGAGAAGAAUUCCCGUGACGGCUGCGAUAAGAUAUUGAGGCGUAUCAUAUUGGCGCUGUGCAAUGAUAUCGGUAUACGCACCUCGAAGUUCAAAUGGGGCACGAUGUUGGAGUAUCUCGUUACGAACGGGAUCACAUUAUACAACUGGUGCCCCGAAGCCACUAUGACGGAGAUCAAAAUCAAAGGACGGAAAGACCGAAUCGCUUUCAACUUCCGCACAGGAAAUAGUCUGAACAUCAAGGCGAUGGUCGAGAGGAACAAUGGCCCAGGGAGGUUGGUCAUCAAGAGAUGGGAUGAAGAAGUGAUGAAGAAGCAGUGGCGCGAACGUGGGGAUGUCCCUAUUCUGCUUGCCUAUAUUCCUGCAAGCGGCUGGGGAGGCAAAGAAGAUAUCAUCGACACUCCCUAUGGACGUCAAAUUGUUCUGUAUCGCGCCCAGGCUACGCAGGCGUACUGCAAUGCCGUCAUCGAAGAAAGCAAACCUGCGCCUCCUGUGCCUGUUCGCGUCAAAGGUCGAGGCAAACAGAAAGCAGCUGACCAAGGCGCUCAUGCGACGAAGACGAAACGCCAACGGUCUCAACCCGUACAUCCCUCGCCGGUCGAUACGCCCACUUCUACUCUCAAUACCGAUCAUUUAGCACGACCUUCUGGGUCCACGGAGCCCAAAGACGCGCGCAGGGGCCAUAUUUUGGGGACUAUUACGACACACCAUCACUACGACAAUCCGCUUCUCAAAGGACGAAAGAGGACAAAGGAUCAGCUGUACAUCGAAUUGGACAGCAGUGACGAGGAGUCUGCGUGCUCUCCCAUCAUUUCAGCAGUUGCAGCAAGGCCCACCGACCACCAGUCGGUGCAGCCGCCCCCCCAGGUACUCACGGGUGGAUGGAAUGGCGCCGACGUCAAUGAAAGCAACGGCAAUUAUCUUAGCGGACAUGGGCUACAGUACAAUGAGCAAACCCUCUAUCCCCCCCACGUCGGGUUCAAUGACAACCCUAUCUUUGGCAUGCACAUCAACGACCCGGCUCCAAUAGCAGCACAGGCUGGCGCCGACUUCAUCGCCAACGCUCAAUACGGGUUAUAUAUCACACCACCCGAUCAUGCUGGCGAUGGCUACGCCACACAUUGGAAUGGAUUGGUGCAGGACCAGACGGCGGCCCCGACUUACAUUGAUCCCUUGGCCACCGGCUCUCUUCCAACAAUUCCCGAACCUCCGGACACGGAAUCAGGGAAUGAUCGCAACCCUAAACGCAUUGCGCAGAGCUAUCCUGGGGAUGUACCGUCAUCGACGCCAGUCAUACAGGCCAAACGAUUCAACGGCAACCCUGGCGAUGUUGUGCACGCGUCGCAACCUCCCAUUCGGACCAUCAAAGGACCUCGGCCUCUACCCUUACCAAGAAGCAAUCAGGUGAUGCGUUAUGGGAACAUCCCUGAAGAGACACGUCACAAUGUGCCCCCCUUUCCCGCAGAGCUCCAGCCUUUCAUGUAUCCUGCUCAACCGACCAACUAUCAAUCGCAUCCUCAUCCUCCACGUCUCCAUUCCUCAUCGACACGCAAGCCGCUACCACUACCAUCGGCUGUUGAUUGUCUAACGGCACCUAUCCAGGUCUGCCAGGAGCCGUCAGCGAUGAGUCUCUGGCCUCCUCAGCAUGGAAGCAACUCCGAUAGCAUGCCGAGGGAUCAAGCGUCAAUCAGCUUCCCUCCAGGCCGCUCCCCUUUAUACGUCUCACCCAACCCGAACACCGCGUAUUCGGGCCGUCCCCCCGCCCCGUCUAUUCAGCAAUCCUUCGCUUCCGCAAGACUAAUACCCGCACAGGCAAGCAAUCUUACGAGUCUGCGUCAAGGACAGCCAGUCUUGUCCAAUCGUCCUCAACCGCGUCCCAUCAAGAGGUCUCGGAGUGAUUACGAGGGCCCAGAGGUGGACAUGGAUGCGCAGAUCCGAGCUGAAGGCACGAAGCGUGCCGCUUACUUGCGCGAACAGGAUGCUAAACGGGCACGCACACAAGAAUCAUAG
Molecule: messenger RNA, 4008 nt
Organism: Punctularia strigosozonata HHB-11173 SS5
Lineage: Eukaryota; Fungi; Basidiomycota; Agaricomycetes; Corticiales; Punctulariaceae
Exons: 19
Coding region: 1-4008 (1335 amino acids)
Source: RefSeq, a predicted model, not a curated record